Messenger RNA from Drosophila subpulchrella, 3246 nucleotides. Its product is annotated as tetratricopeptide repeat protein 14 homolog. Bases 300 to 3080 code for a protein of 926 amino acids. The record is from RefSeq and is a predicted model, not a curated record. Gene Ontology annotation, molecular function: protein binding. The transcript is spliced from 8 exons. NCBI's taxonomy places the organism in Eukaryota, Metazoa, Arthropoda, Insecta, Diptera, Drosophilidae.
UGGUCACACUGAUCCCUACCAGCAAGCCAAUACGAAAAUUAUUUUUUUGCAGCUAUAUUCAUGCAAAAAUCUGAUCAAUUGUGUUGCAAGUAAGGCAAAUAAUAAGGGCCAAUUGUCUCACUUGGUUCAAGUGUUUGAAAACAGAGUGUGCGCAGUUAAAUUCAGCCGCGAGCGGUGCCGACAUUUUCUUGCCCGAUAAAAUCGAGUGUGGGUUUUAUCUCCGCCCGUCCCCUUUGCCCUUUAUUGAGGCAUCGCCUCAACUUUAAAUGGUGUAAAGCGGAAAAGGCGGCGCUGCAAGGAUGAACUUCGAGUACAUCGGCCAUGCCCUGGGCUACCAUGGACAGCCGCUGCAAAAGAUCUGGGACGAUGAGCGGGGCGUGGAAGACCUGCGGCUGAUGGGCCUCACGCAGGUGAACUUUGCGGUCUACCAGGAACGCCAGAAGUUCUUCACGUUCCAGGAGCGGGCCAAGCGGCUCAAGAUGCAUCAGUUUCUGGCGCGGAAGGCCACCGAACUGUACGAUCGCACUAUGGUGGCCAAUGUUAUGGAGGAUUCCGUGCUGGCACAAGCCAACACCUAUAUGGCCCAGAUGCCGCCAUUCGAGUUCUUUCUAAAUGUGAAGGACAAACGCAAGGGGUGGGCCCACCGCCUGGCUGCCUUGAAACAGGGCGAUAUCAUCUACACCCAGGUGAUAAGACUGCUCAAUGGCAACCGGCUUUUAGUGAAGCCACUUUGCUCCGGCGAACCCAAGCACGCCUACCUGGCCGACAUACCCAUAAAGGCCAUGAUCCUGCAGGACUACUGGGGUCCCUUGCCCCUGGACAAGCAGGGAAAUCCGCGUAGCUUUGCCCAAAAUGACAUCCUGCGCUGCGAGAUCAACAGCAUAUCUGCUGAUACCGAACGGCUUAGCCUCAAUAUGAUUGGCAUGUUUAACCAACCGCCGGAAUUGAAGUUUGGUCUGUGCGACAUUAACGAGUUGCCCAAGUAUUAUCGUAAAAUACAUAACCUGGAACAUCCCUCUGCUACACACUUCGAGGAUGACCUAAACGCAGCCUUGGAGUUCGAAAAUCCAAACUACGAUCUACUGUUCCAGAUAAACGGCCUGCAGCCCAAUGAAAAUUUUUCCCUAAUGAGCCAUCUGAAGGCGGGAUUCCCGGAGGCGGAAAACGCCGCGGAGCUGCGCCAGAAGCAGGCCUCCCAAUGGGCCUUCCGCUCCGUGGCUGAUGGCAUCGAGCACUUUAAGAACGGCCAGCAGGUCGAAGCUUUUCAGUGCCUGAACAAGGCUCUGAACAUUGAUCCGCGCAAUGUUGAGGGUCUGGUGGCCCGCGGUGCCCUCUACGCGAACCGGGGCAGCUUCCUAAAGGGACUGCAGGACUUUGAAAAGGCUCUGAACCUGAACAAGUACCAUGUGAACGCGCGCAAGUACAUGGGCGAAACGCUAGUGGCUCUGGGUCGUAGCUAUGAGGAGGAGAACCGCAUACCCGAGGCGGUCAAGGCCUACAGUGACUGCUUGAACCUGCUGCCGCAGCACGAGGAGGCACGCCAGUCGUUGGACGCACUGCAGCGAAGUGGAGACGGUAAGCAUAGAGUAAGCGCCGACCGAAUCAACCUGGCCGGUGGCGCCUCCUCGGACGAGUCCACCUCAUCGAGUGGCAGUGAAAGUGAAAGCGAAGAUCAGGCUGGAAAGGUCAAGAGUAACAUCAGUCAGCCAUUCUAUGCCCAAAAUUCCAAUCAACCGCCGGGGGAGGAAAAGUUGGCCGUAAUCGAUGCCCAAAAGGCCAACGAGUUCCGGCUGGACGAUGAUGAGACUGUGUCCAGUGUGAGGAAGCUUCUGCGGGAGGCUAGUAAGCACAAGAAGGCCAAGAAGAAGGGCAAGAAAAAAAAGGACAAGAAGGAAAAGGAGAAGAGGAGGUCCAGGACCAAGUCCGAGCUGGAGGAUCCCAUGGAGUUGCUCAAGAAGAUGGACUUUCAGGAAGCCUUCAGACAAGACAAGCUAAUGAACAGCACCAGCAGUGAGGCGGAACUUAAAGCCAAGAUCAAAAACUACCUAAAAGAUGGAAAUGGUGGAGGAGACUCACCGCCACCCCCACCGCCGAUGAAAAAAACAGUAGCUCCACCCAAAAAAUCUAUCUUCGACACCAUGGGACCCAGCACAUCGCGUCAUGCGGCCGCCGUGGGUGGAUUUGGAGGCGACCAUCCACCGCCAGCGCCCAAGUAUCAGGAGCAAAAGAAACCCCUGGAGCCGUCGCCAAAGCUCUCUUUUCAGAUCAAAAAACGACCACUGCAGAUGGAUAAGCUGGGAAUGCUGCGUCUGGCGGCGCCAGUGGAACCACUAAGAAGCGGACGGAGCAGCAGCUCGCGCAGCCGCAGUAGGAGUCGAAGCCGCUCGCGUAGUCGCUCGCGUUAUCGUAGGCGCGGAAGAAAUUCGCGCUCGCGUCAUCGCAGCCGUCGUCGUGGCUCGCGAUCCGACUCCAGAUCCAGGUCAAGAAGCAGGUCGCGAUCCCGUCGGCGUCGCAGCUACUCGCGUUCUCGCAGUCCCUCGCCACGCCGCUAUGGGAAUCGCUUUGUGGUCGGACGCUAUCGGUACCGCCGAGAUCGCCGUUCACGGUCCUUCCAUCGUCGGAGGACACCAUCGCCCUUCGUGCCAAGGCGCUCGCCCUCAGCCUUUGCCAACCGCCGCACGCCCUCGCCGUUUGUGCCCCGUCGCACACCAUCACCGGCGUCCCGCUAUCGACGCACUCGCUCCCGCAGCCGCUCCCGUUCCCGCAGUCUGAGUCCGCGUAGUCAGUCGCGCUACCCACCUAGGGGUAGGGGCCGUGGUCGUAGCACUAUGGAUCGCAGCAAGUACUCCUGGUACAAUCACGAUAGACGCAGUGUUUCCCGCGCUGUGGAGCCAAAUGGCAAGGAUGAGAGGAGCUCUAAAGCAGCUUCGCCGGAAAAAGAUGGUGCAAAUGACAAGGAGGUUGCAAAGCCAGUGACCGAAGCCGAGCCCACCGUCGAGCAGGUGGACGAAAUGAUCAAAGAGGCGCAGAAGGAGCGCAAACAAGAACUCAUCGAGGCGACCAAGGAGGUCAAGGAGUAGGGUCAUCGAUACUCACACGUACUACGAGUGUUAAGUUUCCUCUUAGCUGAUAAAAUUUGAAUUUGAUAUGCGAAUUUGUAAUACGCUCCCCUGGGAAAAGUUCUCUGAUCACUAAAUAAAGAAGCUUACAAAGCUAAGUUGGGCAUGACUUGCAUGCAAAAAUCAA